CCCUCUCCACAGUUGCUGCCGCUGCUUUGUGUGUUUUCUGUUCUGCCUUCAUGAGAGGAAGUGAAGCUUUCCUGUCAGGGGAGAGUCCUGGAUUAACUCGGCUCCGUCUGCCUCAUACCAAACGCUUAGCUGAUAACUACUGCCGAAGGAUAUGUUGUAGCCAGACUGACUAUCCAGCUAACACACAGUCUGACGGCUGCUGUGGUUUAUAUUAGCAGACUGCAGUGGGGAGUAAGAGGAGGAGACUGUCUUCUGUUUUUGUGUGGGGGAGGAGGUGGGGAGGAGGGAGAGGGAACGCUAACUUUGCCAGAGCUAAAAACAGGAUAAAAACAGAAUAACAGAGGCAGGGAAAAGAGAGAAACUAUCUUGUGUCAGGCUACAUGACCUGACGGGAAAGAUUUUCAAGGUUUAACGCAGCAUGUCCAUUGGAGAAACGCACCCUGAGGCCGAGACAGGAUUUGUUCCAAGUGUCCAAGACUUUGAUAAGAAGCUUGCUGAAGCUGAUGCCUACCUACAGAUUCUGAUUGACCAAUUAAAGCUGUUUGAUGAGAAGAUCAAGGACUGCAAAGAGGAUGAAUCACGCAGAAAAAUUGAAAAUUUGAAGGAGACUACUUGUAGUAUGGUAGAGUCCAUCAAGCACUGCAUUGUACUGCUGCAAAUUGCCAAGGACCAAAGUAACGAACAGCAACAUGCAAACGGACUUAUAAGCACCAUUAACCCAGUGGAUGGGAUCUACCAACCACCUCUGGAUACUGCUGUAGUCAACACCACAAUGCCAACACAGACCACACUACCAACAGAUGCUUCUCAGGUGUGUAAAUCAGACCAACGACCUUCCACAUUACCUGUUGGCCCUGUUGUCACGGUGAUGGGCAGUCUGCAAACCCCAACUCCCAACAGCACAGGGAGUGGCCCAUCAGGCCCCAGCAGUGGCAUCGCCUCCCCGGCUCACAUGCCCCUGCCCUCACACUCAGUGCCAGAUUUCUCCUAUUCCUCCAGCGAGGAUGAGUUCUACGACGCUGAUGAGUUUUACCAGAGCAGCACUUCUCCCAAACACUGCAUAGAUCCCUCAGGGCCCACAGCUGCCCCUCCCCUAACCAAUGAAGAAACUGCAUUGAAACGACCAGACACUACUGAGUCCCUCAACUCGACCAUGUCCAAUGGUACCACAGAAGCAGAUAUGUUUGACAGUCAUGAUGACCGCGAUGAUGACGGAGAGGGUGAGUCUGUGGAGGAGCACAAAAGCGUCAUCAUGCAUUUGCUCUCUCAAGUUCGUUUGGGCAUGGACCUCACAAAGGUGGUCCUGCCUACGUUCAUCUUAGAGAGGAGAUCUUUGUUGGAAAUGUACGCAGACUUCUUUGCACAUCCCGAUUUAUUUGUAAGUAUUGCUGAGCAGUUGGAGGCCCGGGAGCGCAUGGUACAUGUGGUAAAAUGGUACCUGUCAGCCUUCCAUGCAGGAAGGAAAGGCUCAGUAGCCAAGAAACCUUACAAUCCAAUCCUGGGAGAAGUUUUCUACUGUCACUGGGAUCUGCCGUGCGAGGCAGAGGAGCCCUCCCCACACACGGAGACGGUUUCAGAGGGUCCAGUUCCGUGGUCUUCAUCCAACAGUGUGUGUUUUGUGGCAGAGCAGGUCUCUCACCACCCACCCAUAUCUGCAUUCUACGCAGAGUGUUUAAAUAAGAAAAUCCAGUUCAACGCUCACAUCUGGACAAAGUCUAAGUUCUUAGGCAUGUCCAUAGGUGUCCACAACAUUGGCCAAGGUUGUGUGUCAUGUUUGGAGCAUGAUGAACAUUACAUUCUCACCUUUCCUAAUGGAUAUGGCAGGUCGAUUCUGACUGUGCCGUGGGUGGAGCUGGGUGGAGAGUGCAACAUCUCCUGCUCCAAGUCGGGUUACAGUGCAAACAUAGUGUUCCACACCAAACCUUUCUAUGGAGGAAAGAAGCACAGGAUCACUGCUGAGAUUUUUUCACCUAACGAUAAGAAGUCUUUCUGCUCCAUUGAAGGAGAAUGGAAUGGAGUGAUGUAUGCCAAAUGGGCCACUGGGGAGAACACUGUGUUCAUAGACACUAAGAGGUUGGGUAUCAUCAAAAAGAAAGUGAGAAAGCUGGAAGACCAGCUUGCAUACGAGUCCCGAAGAUUGUGGAGAGAUGUGACUCUGAACCUGAAGCUGAAAGACAUUGAAUCAGCAACAGAAGCCAAACAUCGUUUGGAGGAGAAACAAAGAGCCGAAGCAAGAGAGAGGAAGGAGAACGAGCAGCAGUGGGAGACAAGGCUAUUCCACGAGGACGGGGAGUGCUGGGUCUACGACGAGCCUCUAUUAAAGAGAUUAGUCUCUCAGAGGCAAUGAGAAGACUACGCACACUCGGAUACACAUACGUAUGCAUAAAGAAAUGCACACUCAGAGUCUUUAUAAGAACUCUUUUGCAAAACCACUUCUUAUCCAAGCCUUGGAAUGACUGAUGAUUGAAUAUGUACACAGCUUUGCAUUUAACUGUAAAACAACAAAUGUAUGUAAUAAUACGGGGAAAGUAUCAAAGAUGUAACAUAAAAAUUAGACACUCUUCUCCGAUUUGGGCAAACUCACUUCCACCACCAAUGUGAGACUCUUCACCACAGAGACGAGUUUGGAGCAGCAUCUACACAUUUCACCUCUCAACGUCAGUCUCAUGACGUUCAUCAGCUCCAUGCGACAAACCGGAGCAGCACUCAUUUCCUUACACACAUGUUUUUUUGUCGGGAGGAAGGGUAAAGGGGUGUGUGGCUGGUGUUCAAAUCAAAUAAACCUUGACUAAAACAAAACAAACAGCGCUCGACAUCUCAGGGAAUCUGGUAACUGAGGAGAAAAGCUGCUGCCCCCUCUGAGAGCCUGACAGCCUUAUAACUGUGGAACAGAUGAAUCUUAAAGGGGCGGGGGAUGCAAUCUCUGCUUGCCUGCAACUAGACAUAACUGUUGUUUAUAUAUAGAUAUGAUAUACAUAUGAUGGAUAUAUAAAUAUAUAUUCUUUUUUUUAUUUUCAAUGCUCUUUUUGUUUAUUUUUCUUUCUUGCAAUAGUGUAAAAUAUUUGAGGAUAUAAACUUGAUGGCUUUACAUCUUUAGGAAUCAUUCCAUUUACCGUUUUUUUUAUAUUCUGUUCUGCCAGCUGUUUGGUCCUUCACACAGUUCCUGUCUCAAGUGUUACUCAGAGGUAAAACAAAAAUCCCUGCAGAACCCACAGCACAGAUUUAUGAAAUAUAUGCAAUUUAAAAAGAAUCUGCAUUGCCUGUCAAUGGACAGAUUUGUUUGUGUCCUAUAUGCCAAAAAAGGUUUGGAGAAGAGACUAUAGGGACUUAAAUCAAGGUCCUCUAAAUAUGUUUCCAUGUUACCUGAAGGCAUUUAUGAACAAAUAAUUGUUUACAUCUUUUUGUCUUUCUGGAUUGCUGGUCUGUGAUGAGGAUGUAAAGCUUGGACUGAGUCUGGCGUGUGGAGACAGUAAGGAGAGAGAAAAAGCAACAUGAGUGGACACAUGAAAUGCUGCUAAAGUUCAGUUGUUUUUUUGCCCAUUGUUUUUCAAGAUAAGAACCACAUAGUGGGCAAUGUUUAACCUAACCUACACCUCUGCUUUUUAAAUCAUCUUUUCAUUCUUUAUUUUACAGAUGCAUAAGUUAAAUUGAGAUGCUUUCAUACUUGGAUGAGAUACAGAAAUUUUAAAACAGGAAAUACAUUUCACCCGAAAAUGCAUAAGAAUAUUUGUUAUGUGCGAUUGGAUCGAGUGAAUAUGAAAAUAAACUUUGAGUCUUAAACUCAGUUAACCUGGUGAAUGGAUUUAUAGACAUGGUGCAGCCAGGGGAACACAAAUUGGAAAUUCAAACACAUAUGGUUGCUUCCUCUAAAGCAGAAGAAUGCUUUUAGAAAGAAUGCUCGUAAAAAUUCAGACUCCUAGAUACAUUUGAAGUUUAUUACUUUAUUUCUUCUAUGUUUUGUCUUUGUAAAUUUUAUUAAAUCGAGGCCUUGCCAUACAUUUCAGUAUCAGUCUGUCACCUGAGAGAGACCAAUCAAAGCAAAUGUAUUUUUUAUUUCCUUCUGAUCAUAACCAAUGAUUGUAUCAGAUUCUCCUCUUUAUUGAUGCAUAAUAUUAAACCUCCAAGAGUUUAUUUCUGUGA
Messenger RNA from Solea senegalensis (Senegalese sole), 4140 nucleotides. RefSeq names its product oxysterol binding protein-like 9 (gene osbpl9). The record is from RefSeq and is a predicted model, not a curated record. Gene Ontology annotation, molecular function: sterol binding. The coding region runs from base 419 to 2347 and encodes 642 amino acids. The transcript has 21 exons. NCBI's taxonomy places the organism in Eukaryota, Metazoa, Chordata, Actinopteri, Pleuronectiformes, Soleidae. Gene Ontology annotation, cellular component: intracellular membrane-bounded organelle; membrane; cytosol.